CGCUUGCUAAUAGAGACUCAACCAGAGAGGGAGCGAGCGAGGGAAGAGGCUGAGGUAGAUAACAGCUGUCUGAUAAAAAUACGGCAUAGGUAAAAACAAACGUGUCGCUUAUAUCUAGUCACCUAAACGGUGAAUAUAUGAGCACGGUAUAGACAUAAGAUCGCGAUAUCUAGCAAAGGCUCGCGCUUGAGUAACGUUAAAUAAAUAAAUAAAUAAAUAAGAACGUGGCUAGCGUCAUCUGCAGUGUGUAGCAUCUACAUCUACUUGCACCACCUGAAGACAACGACUGACACUGACUGCUGGGAAAUAAAGCAACGGUGGGAAAACGCGAUCAACGACGGACAAGAAGGACGACAGACAGACGAAAUUAAGGAAGACUAUCAACGUCCUUGUGAUUCAGAAGCCAUUGAACAGCGGUUUGUUGAAUUUGAGGGAGAGGAGGAGGAGGUAUAAACGGGGUAUCAGUGCUGCAGCGGCCGCCGUGAUGCCGUACACAUGUAGGCACGUUUGAAGCAGUUCAUCCCCGCCCUGUGUGGAUCUGAACCCGACCGAGUGUACAAUAACGGAAUAAAUAGGUGGACUUUGGGAGGCUCUAAUAAGGACUUGAGACGCGGAGCUGGUAAUAUGACGAUAAUAAACUGUAAUUAUUAAGUUAUGUAUUUGUAAGCGUGUAAAGGAGAUAUAUGACAGGAUUUUUAAUCACGUAUUUGUUUUCAAUAUGGUAUGAUUGGCCCGUGACGAACGGAUAGCAGAAUGAUUUUUACAGCCGAAUUUUAAUACGGUACCGAUUUAUGCCUCUAAUCUAUAAAUAUUUAAAUAAAGACCAAAUUUAGGCCGAUGACUUUCCGAUGACGACAGUACAGCAGAGAUGUCUUUAUUGUUGCGAUUAAUGUCCACAUCAUUGUCUCUUUAAUGAUUUAAGAUUUAAAUCAUUACAUUUUCUCAGCGCUUAUUUUCGCAUCUGAUCUCGUUUUGGAUGGGAUUUAGUGUGACACGUUCAAGAGAAGCGUCAAAUUGAACCGCGUUAGCUUUCACGAUCUCUAUCCACAUUUCGACCAGGUCAGAUAACUUCUGUCUUCAGCCAGUCCUUGCUCGAUCAUUUUACUUUCUCCAUUCAAGAAAGAACCCAUUGACUUAGUAACAAGGUUAAAAGACACGAAGGUUACGAGAGCCUUCCUUCGCCGUUGGCUUCCUUCCUCGCACAAUCAUCUUUCGAGCACCUUCUUUGCAGCUAUGGAGACUCCUACGAGGCUGCCUCCGUCGAGCCCAUCAUCGCCGACGACGGGCUUCUCUGUACCAAGCGCGGAGAAGGUAGACGGCUUUCCCCGCCGCUCGAUGCGCCGUGCCCGGCAGCGACGGUCCCACAGCUCCUCACAGUUUCGCUAUCAGAGCUCCCAGGUGGAGCUGACGCCGCUGCCCCUAAUUAAAGAUGCUCCAGUGGCAGAACUUCAUGACUUGUUCUGUAAGAAGCUUCAACAGUGUUGUGUGCUUUUCGACUUUCUGGACUGUGUUGCCGACUUGAAGGGUAAAGAGAUCAAACGUGCCGCGCUGAACGAGCUUGUGGAGAGCGUGGCCACCAGCCGCGGGGUCCUCAUUGAACCCCUGUACCCAGAGGCCAUUAAGAUGAUCUCAGUGAACAUUUUUAGAACCCUCCCACCCAGUGAGAACCCAGAGUUUGAUCCAGAAGAGGAUGAACCAGCUCUGGAAGCAUCCUGGCCACACUUACAGUUGGUGUAUGAGUUCUUUUUACGCUUUCUUGAGAGUCCAGAUUUCCAGCCUUCUCUUGCCAAGCGCUAUGUGGACCAGAAAUUUGUUCUGCAGCUGCUGGAAUUAUUUGACAGCGAGGACCCCAGGGAGAGAGAAUAUCUGAAGACCAUACUGCACCGUGUCUAUGGCAAACUCCUGGGCCUGAGGGCUUACAUUCGCAAACAGAUCAACAAUAUCUUCCUCAGGUUCAUUUAUGAAACUGAGCGUUUCAACGGAGUCGCUGAACUCCUGGAGAUUUUGGGAAGUAUCAUAAAUGGCUUUGCUCUGCCCCUCAAGUCAGAGCAUAAACAGUUCCUGGUGAGGGUCCUGAUCCCCCUGCACACUGCCAAGUCUCUCUCCAUUUUCCAUGCGCAGCUGGCUUACUGUGUGGUGCAAUUCAUGGAGAAGGACGCCACAGUUACUGAACAUAUCAUCAGAGGGCUGUUGAGAUACUGGCCCAAAACAUGCACUCAGAAAGAGGUGAUGUUCCUGGGAGAGAUUGAGGAGAUUCUGGAUGUGAUUGAACCAUCUCAGUUUAUCCGUGUGCAGGAGCCUCUAUUCAAACAGAUCGCUGCCUGCAUCUCCAGCCCUCAUUUCCAGGUUGCAGAGCGGGCUCUGUAUUUCUGGAAUAAUGAGUACAUUCUGAGUCUUAUAGAGGAGAACUGCCAGGUCAUCCUGCCUCUGGUCUUUGGCACACUGUACAGAGUUUCCAAAGAGCACUGGAACCAGACCAUCAUCUCUCUCAUCUACAACGUGCUGAAGACGUUCAUGGAGAUGAACAGCAAGCUCUUCGAUGAUCUCACUGCCUCUUACAAAGUGGAAAAACAGAAGGAGCUGAAGAAAGAGAGGGAGCGAGCCGAACUGUGGAAGAAUCUGGAGGAGGUGCAGGAGAGGCGAAUGCAGAGUCUGGCGGAGGCCAGCAGAAACCAAAGGAACCUGCUGGAAAGGGAGAACACCAGCAGGAGCCAAUCAGAGUCCAGCGCUACCAACACCACCUAGAAACCACACGCGAACAUACACUCACUCACACUUUUCACAGAUUUAUCAAUAAUUCUGACUUUGGAACCAAUCAAUGCCUCAAUUACGUUCUGAUAUAACACACCAUGCAAACAAUACGAUCCCAAGCACCAGACAGAGCACAUAUACAACGGGCUGUCCAUAUGUAGAUAUUUUACACUUAAACACUGAAGCACACAUCACACGCCGGGGAAGAUAUAAAAGAUAAAAAAAUCAGUACCUCUCACAUGCAUCCUACUCUCGCUUCACACUUCUGCCUCUCCGCAUCUUUUCUUUCUAUUCACACACCUGGAUCGCAAACCUCACCGUGCAAAACACACCUGCAUGGGGUCCGAUCGUCACACAUGCGCACACUCCAAAUCAAACAUGUACACGUCGUUCAUAACCGCCAUUCCAGAACUGCCUGUUCCUCCCGGGCCCGAUCUGAGCCCCCGUCAACCGACCAACAGACUCUGCAUAAUGUCAAAACACUGAAGAGGAAGUUGAUGAUGAUGAUUUAAUGAUGUAAUGAUUCUAAUGAUCCUACUUCUACAGCUUAUUCUAUAAGUACUACUUCUAUGCUCCUAUAACUGAUGUUUUAUAUAUAUAUAUAAUAUAUAUAUAUAUAUAUCUAUAAAUAUGAUAUCUAUGUCUGAUUAUAGUGUUGGUGGGGGUAUUCUAGUGUAGCACCUCAUAAACAUGACUGACGUAUGCUGCUAGGUAAAACUAAACAUGUUAUGA
Molecule: messenger RNA, 3483 nt
Organism: Paramisgurnus dabryanus
Lineage: Eukaryota; Metazoa; Chordata; Actinopteri; Cypriniformes; Cobitidae
Gene: ppp2r5b
Product: protein phosphatase 2, regulatory subunit B', beta
Biological process (GO): signal transduction; protein dephosphorylation
Cellular component (GO): protein phosphatase type 2A complex; nucleus; cytosol
Molecular function (GO): protein phosphatase activator activity
Source: RefSeq, a predicted model, not a curated record